GUGCGCACACUCUGCCUCGGCUCCAAGUGAAGAAUAGUGGGCGAAACGCGGCUGAUUGUAGUAGGUUAGUGACUUCGAAAGCUUCAAACGAGUUCCCAAGGUGGACUUACAUUUCAUGGAAAAUACUGGCCCACAACUCUCAGAGGACACAAGAACUGGAAUGCUGGACGCUGAGUCCCCUGCCAUGGAGAGCAACGGGGAUGCCUUUCUUCCUGACCUUCCUGCUCUAGGUGAAGCUGCUGUCUGGUCCUUGGACCAGGUUGCUCCUGAACCUCUUACCAGCAUUUUGCCCGAGGAUUCCGAUGCGUCCCAGGAUGCUCCUGAGCAGUUACCAGACCAGCAGAUGAUGACUACAGGACUGGGUGCUGUUGAGAAAGCUGUGGAGCAAUUUCAGCUGGCCAGUGCUCAGCUCUUCCAAGAGGAGCAGCCACCACCUCCUCCUCCUCCUCCUCCACCGCAACCUACAGAGGAGCCAGCACACAAAGCAGAGUCUGUGGAGGAUCAGCCAGGCAGUGUUGAAAUGAGUUUAGAACCAGAAGCUGCUGUUCAAGAUGCCACAGAGACGCAACACGUGACGGAGGAUGGCAUGGAGCUGGAGGAACAACCAAAGGACACAGCAGAGGAAACAACUGUUCCUGCAGAACCAGACCUGCCGAGUGAGUUUGAAAAGCUUUUUAAGGGGUGCGAGGAGAACCCAGAAGACUUCAAUGGAUGGGUCUACCUGCUGCAGCAAGUGGAGCAAGAGAACAUCCUUGCAGCUGUGAAGAAGGCAUUUGAUGUAUUCUUCCUGCGCUAUCCCUACUGCUAUGGCUACUGGAAGAAGUAUGCAGAUAUUGAGAAAAAGCAUGGCAAUAUACAAGUUGCAGAGGAGGUGUACAGACGAGGUUUGCAGGUCAUCCCUCUCAGUGUGGACCUGUGGCUGCAUUACCUGACCUUCAUCAAAGAGAACUCAGACCCUGCUGACCCUGACACUGAGGGACGCAUUCGAGCUGCCUAUGAGCACGCAGUGCUCGCAGCAGGCACAGACUUCCGCUCAGACCGUUUGUGGGAGUCCUUCAUCACCUGGGAGACAGAGCAGGAGAAGCUGGCUAAUGUCACCGCCAUCUAUGACCGCAUCUUGGGCAUCCCAACUCAGCUGUAUUCUCAGCACUUCCAGAGGUUCAAAGAUCAUGUGCAGAACAACAACCCCAAACAUUUCCUGUCAGAAGAUGAAUUUGUUCAACUGAGACUUGAGCUCUCUAAAGCCAGUCUGACACCGAUGAUCAGUGAAGAAAGUGAGACCCCUGUUCCUCAGGAGGAUCUGCCGCCUGGAACCGAGGAUCUUCCUGACCCUGCAAAGAGAGUGACAGAGAUCGAGAAUAUGCGCCACAAGGUGAUUGAAGUGCGGCAAGAGGUUUUCAAUCACAACGAACAUGAAGUCAGCAAGCGCUGGACAUUUGAAGAAGGGAUCAAAAGACCAUACUUCCACGUCAAAGCCUUAGAGAAGACCCAGCUGAACAACUGGAAGGAGUACCUGGACUUUGAAAUCGAAAACGGGACCCCAGAGCGCGUGGUUGUGCUUUUUGAACGCUGCCUCAUUGCCUGUGCACUCUACGAGGAGUUCUGGACCAAGUAUGCAAAAUAUCUAGAGGGCUACAGCACUGACGGCGUGAGACAUGUCUACAAGAAGGCGUGCACCGUCCAUCUGCCCAAGAAACCAUCCAUCCACCUGUUGUGGGCAGCAUUUGAGGAGCAGCAAGGCAACGUAGACGAAGCUCGUGAUAUCCUGAAGUCCCUGGAAGCGGCAGUACCUGGUCUGGCUAUGGUGCGUCUUCGGCGGGUCAGCCUUGAGCGACGCCAUGGAAACUUGGAUGGAGCAGAGGCCCUGUUACUGGAGGCGAUGGAGUCUGCGAAGAAUUCUACUGAGACCUCAUUUUAUGCUGUGAAGUUGGCCAGGCUGCAGAUGAAGGUGCAGAGAAGUCUAAGCAAGGCCAGGAAGGUGCUUCUGGAUGCUAUUGAAAAAGACCAGACGAGUCCAAAGCUGUAUCUGAACCUGCUUGAGUUGGAGUACAGCGGAGACGUGACGCAAAAUGAGGCAGAGAUCUUGGCUUGUUUUGACCGUGCCCUGCAGAGCCCGAUGCCCCUUGAAUCCCGCCUCCUCUUCAGCCAGCGCAAAGUGGAGUUCCUCGAGGACUUUGGCAGUGACAUUAAUGUACUUGUGGCUGCAUAUGAGGAACAUCAGAAACUACAGAAAGAAAGUGAACCCACGAAGAGGAAGGCCGAGAACGGAUAUGACAGCUCCACUGAACCUGACACCAAGAGACAGCGCGUGGAAGAUAGCGCCACGGGUGCAGCAACCGCAGCGACAGACACACAGGCAAACAACUCUGCAUACAACUACAACUGGUACCAGCAACAGUACAGCGGUUGGGGACAAAACAACUGGGGACAGUACAACCAGUACCCCCAGUAUAACCAGUACUACCCCCCUCCUCCAACAUAAUGGACAAAAUCCUGACACGAAGAUGGAGACUCGGAGACAAGCAUCCUUUCUGACCUGCCUACUCUAUGAACAUGGCUACUCAACAGGCUGUCAACGAGAAAAAAGAAAUGGAUUUGUCCCUUCUUUAUGGUUUAAUGUGUGCUUAUCGGAUAUAGAACACCUUGUAGCCAUUAUUUGGAAACUAGCACACUUGGGCCUCAUGGCAGUCAUGUUGAUUAGUCAUGUUUAAAAAAAACAAACAAUUGAAUUGCUCAUCCAUCAUCUCCAACACUGGCUGCUGUUUUGGAUUGUUUAUGCAUGUUAACUGUGAAGGCAGAUUUAUUUCCCCCGUGUGAUAAAGGCUUUUUGUCUUUUAGAUUGGAUGACUCAGUUUGAGCUCUCUCUUUGCGUUAAAGAAUUUAAACUUGUAAAGGAGGCAUUCAUAGAUGUACCUCUUAAGUUGUGUGUUUCUCCUGCCCAAAACUGAAAGAUU
This is a messenger RNA of Labrus bergylta (ballan wrasse), 2954 nucleotides long. RefSeq names its product PRP39 pre-mRNA processing factor 39 homolog (yeast) (gene prpf39). Gene Ontology annotation, cellular component: U1 snRNP; U2-type prespliceosome; commitment complex. Gene Ontology annotation, molecular function: protein binding; pre-mRNA 5'-splice site binding. Gene Ontology annotation, biological process: mRNA 5'-splice site recognition; RNA processing. NCBI's taxonomy places the organism in Eukaryota, Metazoa, Chordata, Actinopteri, Labriformes, Labridae. The record is from RefSeq and is a predicted model, not a curated record.